CAAAAUGGCCUCAAAUGCAGGUCUGAAAAGUAGCUUGGCUUUAUAGGCCAUGCAAUGGCUUCACAGGCCAUGAUUGGUUGGAGGAGGCUGGUAUUCCUGCUUGGCCCAUGUCAAGCCGCGAUGUUGAACUGCGACGCGGGUGAAUUGGCACCUCUUGCAGUUGGCGAUCCUGUCUUCGUAUGCGUGUUUAUGUCAACCCAGCCUGUCAAAAAGAUGGUGUUUCAGAUCAAGGUAGAAGAGUCAGCAGAACUGGUGCUGAAGGGCUCGGCGCUUCUUGCCAUCGGUCCAAAUGAUUCUCAACCACUAUAUACGUGGGUGUCAAGAUCACAUGCUGGUCCAUCGCACCCAUUGGAUUGCAGCAACUCCACGGAAAUGGAUGCACGAGGAAGCUAUCUCAGUUGUCCCCAGAUUUGCGCACGUUCCGCGAUGGUGGCGCAGCUGACCAACCUUGUUGUGAACCUGCGAGAUGGCGAGGUGAGUUCUUUUGCAUGGGACAACACGUGCAGUGGCUGUGCGCCGAGCAAAUGCAUGCAAAGUAGCCAAAGUCUUGAGAACUUCACAGAGGGAUCCGAGUUUUUCCAGCAAGGUACCUGUGGCGUUGGCCGCGAUGUUUGUGUAGGCACACCUGCGGCGUGCGAUCUGAGGGUCUUCGUGACCUGGGUUGGACACUGUCACAGCAACGUGCCCGCGAAUCAGCACAGCUCAGGCCGGAACGGACAAGCGGGGAAGGAACCUCAUUUCGGCUGGCUCUCGACUCUCAAAGUUGACAGGUCCAACCAUGGCUUCCCUUUACGAGACGCUCAUGGAUGGCUAUUCGCUGGCUUCACAGGCAGUUUCGGGUGCACGCUGACCAGUGAUUCGCUAAUGCCCUCAAAUCGGGAAGCGCCACAUCAUGGGAUGUGGAAUCAGAGAAGGGCGUCAUUGCCCAACCAACGUACAGCAUAAAUAUCCCGGGUAUUCUUCGGGCAUUUGCUCCGGGCCUUGUGUCACCGCUCUUUGCCUCAUAUGUACAGUGCUGACUCGUGGCCGGCAA
Effrenium voratum is the source of this 1033-nucleotide messenger RNA. The record is from the annotation of a GenBank genome assembly. NCBI's taxonomy places the organism in Eukaryota, Dinophyceae, Suessiales, Symbiodiniaceae.